UCACAAUUUGUAGGUAGUACAAGAACUGAAAAAUAAUUUUUGGUUGCCAGUAUACCUGUAGUCGUUGCACUGAUCAGUCGAUAGUUUUGUGAUAAAUUAUUUCUCAAGUGAAUUAAAUUAUUAACCAUGGGACGUGAUUCUAGAAAGGUUUCAAGAGAACUUCGGAGUUCUGAAAAAAUUAAUAAGUCGCGUUCAGUCAAAAGAAAGAAUGUUUUUAAUCCGAAAACAGCCGAACGUGAUGAAAGUAUUCAGAGUACAUCUUCUAAAAAAUUAAAACAAAACACUGAAGAUGAUGUACCUGAAGACAGCAGUACUGAAUUUCGAAUAAUAAAUUUUAUUCAGGUAUUCACUGCAAUUUCUGCUCUUAUAAAAUGUAAAAAAUGUGAUGGAAAUGUAGUGUUUCAAACAGCAAGUACACGUGGGCUGGGAUUCAAAAUUGUAGUUGCAUGUAAUAACUGUGGAAAUGAAUAUAUUCCUUCCUGUUCUUUCGUUGGGCAUUCUUAUGAAAUAAACAGACGUUUCAUUUUUGUAAUGAGAAUACUAGGAAUAGGAUACGAAGGAUUGUGCAAGUUUUGCGGCCUGAUGGACAUGCCGUCUUUUUUAGAUAAAUCUACGCAUACAAUUUUACUGAAACAGAUUUUGAAUUGUAGUAAAGCCGUCGCAGAAACCUUCAUGACGAAAGCUGUGAAUGAAGAAAAGCAAGCAAUGCCAACAACUGAAAAUGAAGAUAUAAAUCAUCUAACUGUAUCGGGAGAUGGAACCUGGCAAAAACGGGGAUAUACAUCGUCAUUUGGAGUUUCUUCUAUAAUUGGCUAUUUUACUGGAAAGAUUCUUGACAUAAACAUUAAAAGUGCAUAUUGUAAGCUAUGUGAGUAUUGGAAAAAAAAAACAAAUACUGUUGAGUUCGAGGAAUGGUAUCAAUCGCAUGAAGAUGUGUGUUCUGCUAAUCAUCAAGGGUCUUCUGGGAAAAUGGAGGUGGAUGCGAUGGUCGAAAUGUUUUCGUAUUCUGAAACUAAAUAUGGAGUUAAGUAUGCCAACUAUAUUGGUGAUGGUGACUCCAAGACCUAUUCAGGAAUUAUAAAAUCAGAUCCUUACGAAAAUACAACUGUAAAUAAAAAGGAAUGUAUAGGGCAUGUCCAAAAGCGGAUGGGGAGUCGAUUACGUACGCUGAAGAGUAAACAAAAAGGUCUUGGUGGUCGAGGUAAGCUCACAGGAAAAUUAAUAGACAAACUAACUGUGUACUAUGGUUUAGCAAUACGCCGGCAUUGUGAUUCUAUUGAAAAUAUGAAAUCUGCUAUAAUGGCAACCUUUUAUCACUACGGCUCGAGUGAUGAAAAACCGAAUCAUGAUAUGUGUCCAAAAGGCGAAGAAUCUUGGUGCUCUUACCAGCGCGCUGAAGCAAGAGGAGAGCUUGAUACCUUUUCUCACGAUUAUUCUCCUUUACCUUCUGAUGUUUUAAAAGCUAUCAAGCCUAUAUACGAAGAUCUUAGUAAUGAAAAUUUACUUUCAAGAUGUGUAGGUGGAUUCAAUCAGAAUAAUAAUGAAAGCUUUAACCAACUAGUAUGGAAAAUAUGCCCAAAAACGGUAAAUACUAGUUUUACCAUCGUACAAAUAGCUGCAUACGUUGCUAUGUGUAUAUUUAAUGAGGGUAUAAAUUCAUUAUUAGUCUUGAUGAAUACACUAGGACUUAAUUGUGGGCCUAAUUCUCAUCGGUAUGCAGAAAGAAUGGAUGCUGCACGUAUCAAAGUAGCAGAUAAGCGCGCUAAUGAUAACACCCGAGAAGGUCGAUUGCAACGUAGGCACCAGCAAAUCGAUAUUUUGGAAGCUGCUAUGUCGGCUGAAGAGCUAUUAUAUGGUCCAGGAAUAGAUGACUCAGUAUGAAUCUCCAAGGACUUAUGAUGAUCACCGCAAAGGACUUCGGGAGGAACGGGCUCUACAAAAACAGCGAUAACUUUUUGAAUUAUUAAUUUUUUUUUUUGAAAUUUUCGUGAAGUCAAAUCGAAACGUGUUCUAAUAAAGCUAUGUUUUUAUUUUUGUCAAAUAAAGUAAUUAACUACAAAAAAAAAAUUAUUGAAAAUCAUCAUUUUUUCAUACCCCUGAGUACCCCUAACCCCUUCAGUUAGCUUCAAUU
Microplitis mediator is the source of this 2131-nucleotide messenger RNA. RefSeq lists its product as uncharacterized. Bases 127 to 1881 code for a protein of 584 amino acids. The transcript is spliced from 2 exons. The record is from RefSeq and is a predicted model, not a curated record. Lineage: Eukaryota; Metazoa; Arthropoda; Insecta; Hymenoptera; Braconidae.